Periconia digitata is the source of this 1467-nucleotide messenger RNA. Lineage: Eukaryota; Fungi; Ascomycota; Dothideomycetes; Pleosporales; Periconiaceae. The record is from the annotation of a GenBank genome assembly.
UUUGCAUUAACCCAACCUUUGGGAAUUACCGCUUCCUUCCACAACAACGCAUCAACAACGCACAAGCUACCGACCGCAAUGCCCAUACAUCAUCAAGUAUCUCCUCGCUCUCUCCGUCACCCGAAGUUCACUGCUCUGAUCAAAAGAUCAGUUGCUCGCACCCCGAUUUGUUUCGCCUCACGGUCGCUAGCUUCCGCCACUAGCGCACCGCCUGUUAGUACGAUCUCCCGGAAUCACAAAAUCGUCAUUGUCGGCGGGGGGUCGGCGGGGAUCACAGUCACCAACCAAUUGCUUCGUACUGGGAGAUUUUUCCCGAAAGACAUCGCUCUCGUGGAUCCGGCUGCAUGGCACCAUUACCAACCCGGCUGGACCCUAGUUGGCGGCGGUCUCAAGAACAAGACGGACAUGAGGAGAAGCUUGCCGGACAUGGUUGAUUCCAGAGUCCGCCUUUACAGUGACAGCGUUCGUGAGUUCAAGCCGGAGAUGAACACAAUCGCGCUUUCUGAUAGAGGCGAAAUUGGCUACGAACACCUCAUUGUGUGCCCUGGAAUUAAAGUGGAUUUUGACAGUAUCCCGGGACUGCACGACGCACUCGUAGAUCCACAAGCCCCAGUCUCCUCUAUAUACAGUUAUGAUACUUGCGAUAAGACCGCUCACCUCAUUGCUGGAUUCAAAAAAGGAAAUGCGAUAUUCACCCAUCCUACAGGAACUGUCAAAUGCGCCGGAGCGCCGCAGAAGAUUAUGUGGAUGGCUUUAGAUCGAUGGAAACGAAGCGGGCUUUACAAUCCAGAUAGCCCUUCCUCAUCGCCAAUCCAAAUCGUUUACGCUACGGGCAUGUCCGUGAUGUUCGGCGUGCCCAAGUACAGCAAGGUGUUGGAGGAGUUGCGCCAGAAAAGAGGCGUACAGUCGCUUUUCCAACACGAUCUGGUGGCUAUCGAAGGUAACACAGCGCUGCUGGCUAUGGCCGAUGGGGGUACAGUAGUCAGACGCCACUUUGAUCUACUCCAUGCCGUACCCAAGAUGGGACCUCACGACUUCGUCAAGAAUAGCACCUUAGCUGAUGACGCUGGAUUCGUCGAGGUGUAUCCUGACACCCUACAACACAAAAGAUUCUCGAAUAUUUGGUCUUGCGGCGAUGCGGCCGGUCUACCAACAUCCAAAACAGCUGCUGCAAUAACUAUUCAGGCGCCGGUGAUAGUGUCUAAUGUGCUCAGUUGCAUUCAGGGUAGAGAGAUCACCAGUACGUAUAAUGGAUAUACAUCGUGUCCUUUGAUAACGGAGCACGGCAAGGUUAUGCUUGCUGAGUUCGUUUAUGGAGGGGAACCACACGAAACCUUUGGCAGAUUUGUAGAUCAGGCGAAGCCCAAUCGAGUAUUUUACCGCAUGAAGAAGGAUUUCUUUCCUUGGGUGUAUUUCGCAGCCAUGAUCAAGGGAAGGUGGGCAGGCCCAAGAGGUUGGAAAAUGUAA